This is a messenger RNA of Schizosaccharomyces octosporus yFS286, 2376 nucleotides long. RefSeq names its product golgi transport complex subunit Cog3. Bases 121 to 2352 code for a protein of 743 amino acids. Gene Ontology annotation, biological process: Golgi organization; intracellular protein transport; intra-Golgi vesicle-mediated transport. Lineage: Eukaryota; Fungi; Ascomycota; Schizosaccharomycetes; Schizosaccharomycetales; Schizosaccharomycetaceae. Gene Ontology annotation, cellular component: membrane; cis-Golgi network; COG complex. The transcript is spliced from 7 exons. The record is from RefSeq and is a predicted model, not a curated record.
GGUGAUUUGAGAAGUUUCGGUAAAUAGUUCUCCGAAGCCUUAAAAGAAGCACUGUUUACAAUUUACCUGUUUCGGCAUGAAUCAAACGAGGAUAGAGUUUCUCAAUUAGGGCAUAGAAAUAUGUUUGAUCAGUGGGAUUUUUUACAUUCAGAGAAUGAAGGGUUAGUCAACUUUUCGCAGCCAUUGAACGCGUUUGAAUCCUCAAAACCCAUGGCAAAUGAUCAGCCUCCCGUAAAGAAUUUGGGAUCUCCGAUAUUUGAUUCCCCUACUUCACUUAGGCGAUGUAACUCUUUGAAAUUGCUAAGUCCAAAGUGUGAACAAGGUGCUGAGGUAGCACUAGAGGAUACACAAAAAAAAAUGGAUUGGAUAGAACAAGAUUUCGAAAGCGAACUUUUAAAACGAGCAGAUAUCCGCAUUCGUGAGCUCCAGGCCUAUUCAGCAUUCGCGGAUGGACUUUCACAGAAGACAGAUGAAAUCAAGCAAUCUUUGUCAUCUAUAAAGACUAGUUUUUUGGUAUCAGAGUCAAAGUUAAAUGAGUUUUCUGAGACGUGCAACGCACUCGGAACUGAAGAGGAAGCAUUUUCUAGACUUGCUAAUGAUAUUGGUGAAGGAUUAUCUUAUUUUGCACCACUAAAAGAACUGAUUCGUGUUUUUCGUCACCCGCCGUCAGACUUGGUAUCAAGAAGUUCCUUUCGAAAUUAUAUUUUGCAAAUAAACAGAUGCAUCGACUUCUUGGAAAAAAACACGGAUUUUCAAGAGAGCGAAUUUUAUUUAUCUCAAUAUAAACGACUUUUAACUCAAGGAUUUACUAUGUUUAAAAAUCACUUUUUCCGUCUUAUUAAGUUAGCAUCUGAACAAGUUGCGCAGAGCGCAAAGACCAUGCAAAUAGACAAACAACUUGAAAGCUCUAUUUUCUAUUCUCGUUUUAGUGCAAUUGCUCUUCAAAUUCGACCGCUGCUCAUAGAAUUUAAGAAGAGUAUUUCCGAAGAUACGUUUAAUUUUACUGCGUUUUAUGAUUUUUAUUUGCAAACCCGUAUGCGCUUGCUUCAGCCUGUUCUUAGCAGUCAGAUAAGGAGUUUUUUCUUAGAAAAGUCCAUUACUUCGUUCAUUCAAAAAUCUUUAGCUAUCCUACAACUUACUUUCUUUGAUGAAAGCAGGCUGUUUAAUGAAUUCUUUGAUGAAACAAAUGAAAAAUUUACAGAAUACUGGCAAAACUUAUGUGAGACUUUUUACGAAGGUUCCAGAUCGAUGAUUCUACGUGAGAAGAAUUUGACAGAUCUGUGUGAAGUCUGUUCCUACAUACGGUCUUUCCAAAAUUCGAUAGCAGAAGGAGAUAGGGAAGAAAUAGGAAAAGAGCUUGCGACGCAUCUUACUCCAGUAGUAUUUGAACUUCAGAACCGAGUGAUAUUUUUGGUACAAGCAACUAUUGAUUCAGAAAUCCAAAAUUACACGCCGGCUGACGACGAUCUCUUCCCCGAUAUGAACAAAGGAACUGAACUAUUCAAUUUGCAGAAUUUGGGUUUAAAUGACGUCGAAGAAAAAGUAAACGCAAAUGUACCAGAACGGCUUGCAAUGGCACAAGGAUGGUAUCCAGUCGUUCAAAAGUCCUUGAUAAUUCUCUCAAAAAUAUAUCGUCUUCUUGAUUCGAAUGUCUUUGACGAUAUUGCUCUCGAAAUCAUACAUGCUACUAUUGGAUCAUUAAUGGAAGCUUACGAGUACUUUAGCAGUAAGAACGAUCCACAAAUUGCCAGACUUUUUUUUAUAAAAAACCUUUUGGUUCUGAAAGAGCAAUUAAGUUCAUUUGAAAUUCAAUACGCUCAUAUUCAGGCAGGUGUGGACUUUAAAAAGAUCUGGGAUCGCGUACGUGAAUGGCGUUCUAACCUAAGAGGCAUUCUUCAACUGGCGUAUGAAACAUUCCCUAAAUUUAUAAACAAUAUGGUGGAUAGCAGACAAGAGCUGAACGAAUACUUGCGAUUUGCAGUAAAUGGGUAUGUUGAGACGGCGGCUGGGUCGUUCACAAGUGCUUUGAAAGCACAUGACCCAAACAGUGCGAAUGAAUUCAAACAUCGACUGGAUAAGGUAGAGAGUUUACAUGAGCAAAUUUCCUCUUACCUAACGGAAUCUUGGAUCGAAGGACUACUUCUGCAAGCAGUAUAUGAGGAAACUGCCAAAUACUUCCGAGAUUACUACAAUACACUAUCCGCUGAAGAUAUUCAGGCUUUGGAAACUACAGAGUUAAACCAUGAGACUAACCAAAACGUGUCGAAAAGCCUGGAAGACUACCUAGAUUACAUUGCUGUACCUUUUCAACGCUGUAACGAAUCUUUACCUAACGACAAGGCAUCAAUCUAAACCUAUCCUAAUUGCCUAAUGAAA